CUGUCCAAUAUGUAGAAAAAUGUUUUCAAAUCCAAGGAAUAUGAAGUAUCAUAUAUAUUUACACACAGGUGAACGUCCCUUUAGAUGUUUGACAUGUGAGAAAACAUUUAUUAGAAAAUCUCAGGUAAAAAAUCAUUUGUUUACACAUUCUGGGAAGUAUCCUUACAAGUGCACUACUUGUGGAAAAUCCUUCAAAACUAGCAGCGAGAUGAAGAUUCAUACAUUGGUUCACACGACAGAGCGACCUUAUAAGUGCACUACUUGUGGAAAAUCCUUCAAAAGAAAGAAAAAUAUGAAGCAACAUACAUUGGUUCACACAGGAGAGCGACCUUACAAGUGCAUUACUUGUGGAAAAUCCUUCAAAACUAGCAGCGAGAUGAAGAUUCAUACAUUGGUUCACACGACAGAGCGACCUUAUAAGUGCACUACUUGUGGAAAAUCCUUCAAAACCAGCAGAAAUAUGAAGAGACAUACAUUGGUUCACACGGGAGAGCGACCUCAUAAGUGCACUACAUGUGGAAAAUCCUUCCAAACCAGCAGAAAUAUGAAGAGACAUACAUUGGUUCACACGGGAGAGCGACCGCAUAAGUGCAGUAUAUGUGAAAAAUCCUUCCAAACCAGCAGCGAUAUGAAGAGACAUACAUUGGUUCACACAGGAGAGCAGCGACCUCAUAAGUGCACUAUAUGUGAAAAAUCCUUCCAAACCAGCAGCGGUAUGAAGAGACAUACAUUGGUUCACACAGGAGAGCAGCGACCUCAUAAGUGCACUAUAUGUGAAAAAUCCUUCCAAACCAGCAGCGGUAUGAAGAGACAUACAUUGGUUCAGACAGGAGAGCAGCGACCUCAUAAGUGCACUAUAUGUGAAAAAUCCUUCCAAACCAGCAGCAAUAUGAAGAGACAUACAUUAUUUCAUCUGGAAGAUACAUCAGAAAUAGUUGCAAUAUGAUGUUUCAUACAUUAAUUAAUUACUAGGUGAAUCCGGUCGAAAUCGACGGUUACUCAUGACGUUUUACGUAAAUUCAGGAUAGGAAAAAGAUUUGAAGAGAAAAAGAACCUUCAAUUCACGUCACAAGAAAGAUUAUUUACAAAAUCAGUUGUAAUACUUUAAACAGCAGCAAAACAGAUUAAUUUUUUACUACACAAAAAGUACUCAUUGCAAAUACGCAAAGUGUUGAAGAGAAAAAUGAACUUCAAUUCAUGUCACACGAAAGAUAAUUUACAGAAUAACAUGUAAUACUUUAAACAGCAGCUAUUCAGAUUUAGUUUUCUACUACACAAAAAGUAUUACUUAAAAGAAAAAAGAAAUUAAUAAAUAAAGUAAAGAUAGGAAAAAGAUUUGAAGAGAAAAAGGACCUUCAAUUCAUGUCACAAGAAAGAUAAUUUCAAAAUCAGUUGUAAUACUUUAAACAGCAGCAAAACAGAUUAAUU
Macrosteles quadrilineatus (aster leafhopper) is the source of this 1428-nucleotide messenger RNA. RefSeq names its product gastrula zinc finger protein xLCGF3.1-like. The transcript is spliced from 4 exons. Bases 20 to 946 code for a protein of 308 amino acids. Gene Ontology annotation, molecular function: DNA-binding transcription factor activity; RNA polymerase II cis-regulatory region sequence-specific DNA binding. Lineage: Eukaryota; Metazoa; Arthropoda; Insecta; Hemiptera; Cicadellidae. Gene Ontology annotation, biological process: regulation of transcription by RNA polymerase II. The record is from RefSeq and is a predicted model, not a curated record.